UACUUUCAAGUUUCAACCAUACCAGUAUCAAGCACCUCAUUAAAGAAAAACAACAAAAAGUUUCCAUUUUCUUUUUCUUUUUAUUUUUUUUCCUUUGUUUCAAUCAUUGGUUCGAAACCCAGAUUUUAGAUUGGCCUAAUUCAUCAAAAGAUGUAAUGUAGAAUAGUUUCAAAGAUUGAUUUUUUUUUUUUGUUGAUGUUUGAAAUAAUGAAGCCAAGUAAAAGGGUUCCAAUGAAGGUUUGGUUAACUGCUCAAAGGUCAAUGGGUCUCCUCGUGGGUGGAAAUCACACUUCCUCCAGACGUGCACUUUUACGUGCUCUAAUGGUGAUUACUGCUUUGUCAAUUGUUCCUCUACUGCAAAUGAUAUCUGGGGUUGACCUUGAAUCUGGCUAUUCAAGUUCAUUUAUAUUCCCAGCCACUUUUUUCUUCUCUAAAGCUUGGGGUUCAUUUAAAAUGGUUCAAUAUGAAGGAAAUAGGAACUCGACAACCAGUGUGGUUAAAGAGCUAAUGGGAAAGAACAUGUUGAAUUACAGUGCAAAAGCUCUAUGUGUUGGUGAAGGUUCAAUGUCAGCUGUCAUGGCAUUGAAAGACUUGGGAUUCUUUGAUGUUCAUGGGGUUUAUAGACACCCCUUUUUCUCUCUUAAGCAUAAGAAAUUCAUUUAUGAGCUUGAUUAUGAAGACAAAUCUUAUGAUUUUGUGUUGUCAAGGGAUUUAGAUAAAGUAUCUGUCCCUGCGCUUCUUGUGCUUGAGAUUGAACGUGUUCUUAAACCAGGUGGAAUUGGUGCUAUACUUAUUGGUCCUACUGGUUCAGACCCUACUAGCUUGAUUAGAUCGGCUACGCCGGUUUCUUCUCUAUUGAAAGCUUCUAUUGUUGUUUAUGUCGAUCAUUUGAAUGAGCUGACAUUAGUUGUAUUCGAGAAGAAACUUGAAAACGUCACUUACUUUGAGCAAUAUCGUCUCCCUGCUGAUUGUCCAUCUAUGACAAACAACAAAGCUAUAAUGAAUCAUAUUGAGCCUCUUAUGGAAGUGAAACCAAUGGAGUUUGAGGAAAACGUUGCUUAUUUGCCUGAGUUUGUUAAUGUAUCUUCGAAGCAACGGUUGGUUUAUAUUGAUAUCGGGGCCAGUGAACAUAUGAACUCGAAUGUUUCAAGCUGGUUCUUCCCAUCUUAUCCUUUGGAUCAAAAAGCUUUCGAUGUUUAUUUCGUUGAUCAUAAUAUUUCAGUGAUGCUAUCUUAUAUCAAGAGACCUGGUAUUAACUUUGUUUAUUACCCUGGCCUUGCUGAAAACCGAGCUACAUCGAGUUCAACUAAUAGGGAUUCGGAUCCAUUUCUUGAAGAUGAAGGGUUUGACUUUCAACUCUGGUUUAAAGAUACAGUCCAAUAUGCAGAUUAUGUGGUUCUGAAAAUGAAUGCAGGUGAUGUGGAGUUACAACUUCUAUCAGAUUUGUUUGAAAGUGGAAUCAUAUGCUUCAUCGAUGAACUUUUUCUUCACUGCUCGGACCGAACUGAAAGCGGACAAGCUGUGAAAGGAGGAGACUGUAUGAGUCUCUUCAAGUCCCUUAGAAGAGCUGGUGUUUAUGUGCAUCAAUGGUGGGGAGCUUAGACACCCAUUGCAAAUGUCGGGGACUCUUGUUUUAGGUACUGUUUUAUUCGAGUCUUGUGUCAUCUAUGUACUAGACCUGCUUGCAGGUGCCAUUGUUGUCGUCUGCUAGUUAUCGUUGUCGUGGUCUGUUUGAACUUAUAUGUUGCUUUUGUGGUUGAGCACUAUACUAAAUAAGCAACCACUAUUGUCUCUGGUUUGUUGUUUAAAUUUCACUUCUUAUUUUGUGCUUA
Messenger RNA from Gossypium raimondii (Peruvian cotton), 1832 nucleotides. RefSeq lists its product as uncharacterized. Bases 196 to 1602 code for a protein of 468 amino acids. The transcript has 2 exons. Gene Ontology annotation, molecular function: S-adenosylmethionine-dependent methyltransferase activity. Lineage: Eukaryota; Viridiplantae; Streptophyta; Magnoliopsida; Malvales; Malvaceae. The record is from RefSeq and is a predicted model, not a curated record.